AUGAAGACGACCUGGAAGGACAUUGCUCCUGUGCCGUCAAAUCAAGAGUUUCUAGAUGUGGUUUUGAGUCGCACACAACGUCGCCUACCUACUCAGAUCAGACCUGGGUUCAAAAUUAGUAGAAUACGCGGCUUCUACACUCGUAAGGUCAAGUUCACACAAGAGACCUUUUCCGAGAAGCUCGGGGCAAUCCUGGAGGGCUUCCCUCGCCUCCAAGACAUACAUCCUUUCCACAAGGAUCUCCUCAAUACUCUCUAUGAUGCCGAUCAUUUCAAGAUUGCGCUCGGACAGCUCUCAACCGCAAAACACCUCAUUGAAACAGUCUCAAGGGAUUAUGUCCGCCUCCUCAAAUAUGCUCCCUCUCUCUACCAAUGCAAACAACUGAAGCGUGCCGCCCUUGGGCGGAUGGCUACGAUAUGUCGGCGACUGAAAGAUCCACUUGUCUACCUAGAACAAGUACGGCAGCACUUAGGCCGUCUGCCUUCAAUAGAUCCAAACACCAGAACGCUCCUCAUAUGUGGCUAUCCAAACGUUGGCAAAUCAAGUUUUCUCAGAAGCAUCACAAGAGCAGAUGUGGACGUCCAGCCAUAUGCCUUCACCACAAAGUCACUUUUCGUUGGACAUUUUGACUACAAAUAUCUUCGAUUUCAAGCAAUAGACACUCCAGGAAUACUGGAUCAUCGCCUAGAAGAGAUGAACACUAUAGAAAUGCAAUCCAUCACUGCCAUUGCUCAUCUGCGCUCCGCAAUCCUCUACUUCAUGGACCUUUCGGAACAAUGCGGUUACACGGUUGCCUCUCAAAUUCAGCUCUUCCAAAGCAUCAAACCUCUUUUCGCCAAUAAGCUUGUCCUCAUAGUCGUCAACAAGAUUGAUCUCUGCAAACCAGAGGAUCUUGAUGCAGAGACAAAAGCCCAAUUAGAUGGCAUCCUCCAAUCUGGUAGUGUUGAGCUGCUCCAGCUUUCUUGUACGACAACAGAAGGCAUAACGGAAGUCAAGAACGCUGCUUGUGAACGACUCAUCGCCGAUCGUGUGGCUCAAAAGCUGAAAGCCGGCACCAAUAGCUCUGGUACCGUUGGCGGUCGUCUGGGGAAUGUGCUCAACCGCAUACACGUUGCCCAACCUCUUGGCGGCAUAGUUCGUGAGCCGUUUAUCCCUGAAGCCAUCAGGAAUAUGCGUAAAUUCAGCAAAGACGACCCUUUCCGCCCGCGUCUUGCGCGAGAAAUUGAAGAAGAGAAUGGCGGCGCGGGUGUCUUCAAUGUGAAUCUCCGGCAAGACUACAAACUCGACAAUGACGAUUGGAAAGAGGAUCGUGUCCCCGAGUUCUUGAACGGGAGGAACAUAGCCGAUUUCAUCGACGCAGAUAUCGAGUCCAAGCUGGAAGCACUAGAAGCCGAAGAAGAGGACUUGCAAGCAAAGGGAUUCUAUAAUAGUGAUGAGGAUCUCGAAGAUGCACAUACCAUUGACAUACGAAUGAGGGCGGAGGUAAUCAGGAAGAAACAAGAUGAGAUCAGGGAAGAAGCCAAAAUGAGGAAGAGUCUCAAGAAUCGUGCUCUCAUCCCACGGGCUAAACUACCGAAGAAGCUAUCAGUGAUGGAAGAUUCUCUGGACAGACUCGGAUAUGACACCACAGCUGUCACUGCGCGAGCCAGGUCACAGUCACGUGGCCGGACCUUGCAGAGGGCUGAGAGUGAGGGGGACGCCAUGGAUGUCGAUAUCCCGGAAAGUAAGCAAAGAGCGGCAAGGGCUAAAAGUAUGGUACGGAGUCAGAGUAAUCGGAGAGAGGAUGGAGUGAAAACCGUGGUGGCGAGGGAAAAAGCGGAACGAUUGAUGAAGCUGGGCCAGCAGCGAAUGAACAGGGCUGCGAGGCAGGGAGAAGCGGAUAGACAUACUACUUCUGCUAAGCCGAAACAUCUGUUUACGGGGAAACGAGGAAUGGGAAAGACAGAUAGACGGACCUGCGCUAAGCCUGCAGCUUGCGCCCUCGGACCUUCAAUAAUUUCGCUCCUCUCUUCUCGAGGUGAGAUCGUCGUCUAUCUUUGCUAUGGAAGGGGUCACCUAGCAGCGAGCAUAUCUGGUUUGGGAGAAGCAGCCGGCAUCGCUGGACUCAUCACUCUUGCGGGGCAAGGGAUACAUGUAAGCUCAGCUUUGUAUACCUUCAUCAAAACGUACAAGGCUGUGGGACCGAAGCUUCUCGAGGUUGCAGAUGAGGUCCAGCGAUUGCAAGGAACGCUCAAUGGUGUUGAAGCGAUCGUUACUCACGCGCCCGUCGGUACGUGGAUGUCUGAGUGCUGCUUGCAAUUGCAAAGCAAGCUCAAAGCCUGUGAAACCAAAAUACAGAGAUGGAAAGAACGUAUAGCACUGGAUCUCAGUGGCUCAUCUAAACCUAGAAAGUUCUUUAGAGAUGUCAAGAUUGCGAGCAACCAUGGAUUCUUUGGCGAACUGCGCUCCCAAGUGGUGCAAUGUCGGGAAGAGCUGAUUCUUGAGCUCUCCGUUUUCCAAAGUGCGACAGGCUGCCUUGUAAUUGAAAAAUCACAAGCUACGUUCUCAAGCCUUGAGACCUUGCGAGGGCACCAAGAAGAUUCUUUUUCGACAAUUAGCCAGAAUAUGAAGAGAAGUUCUCAGAGACUUGGAAAUAGCUUGCAAGUGUCCGACAUUGCUGGCAUUGAAAGGAGAUUGGACAUGCUGUCUAAAUCGCUUCAACAAGUCGCAGGUCAGGAUCUUAUGCUCAUGACCGGGCCCAUGCCAACAAAUACUUCACAAUCAAGGAACGACUCGCAGAUUUCUCUUGUGGAUGCUGAGCCGGCCGCUAUCCAGAAGAGAGUCGACCGACCUCUGCAAGCCGAAAAUUGCCGGCGGUGGAACAUGGUCUUCCGACUCGUACAGCCAGCAAUUCUGGCCUGUGACCACGACGGGAAAUUUAGACAAACACUCGUGGCACUAGAGACCCCAAAAGUCGCGGCCCUUGGCCAAGACCAGCUUCUGCCUUUGCUCCAGUGUUACUUAGAUUUACGUCUCAUCAUAUGGCUGAUCCAGCGCACCAACAUCCAUGCCUUCAGCUUCGCUGGGGGUGGACGCCGGUCUUUGCUUUUCAGAGAGGCCCAAGUGUCUUUCGUUUGUGAUAUCCAGCAUCGUCUUAAUCUGAUUUACGUAUGGGAGGAAAUUAAAGAUCAGCCUAAAGAUCGGAUGCAAAUUGCCAUUGACACAGUGAUUUUCGCCUUCUGGCUGCGAACAUUGACAUUGAAGGAAUGA
This is a messenger RNA of Bacidia gigantensis, 3249 nucleotides long. It is a transcript of the gene NOG1, whose product is annotated as Nucleolar GTP-binding protein 1. Gene Ontology annotation, molecular function: RNA binding; GTP binding; GTPase activity. Lineage: Eukaryota; Fungi; Ascomycota; Lecanoromycetes; Lecanorales; Ramalinaceae. Bases 1 to 3249 code for a protein of 1082 amino acids. The record is from RefSeq and is a predicted model, not a curated record. The transcript is spliced from 7 exons. Gene Ontology annotation, biological process: ribosomal large subunit biogenesis. Gene Ontology annotation, cellular component: nucleolus.